This is a messenger RNA of Schizophyllum commune H4-8, 3513 nucleotides long. RefSeq lists its product as uncharacterized. The coding region runs from base 138 to 3329 and encodes 1063 amino acids. The record is from RefSeq and is a predicted model, not a curated record. The transcript is spliced from 3 exons. NCBI's taxonomy places the organism in Eukaryota, Fungi, Basidiomycota, Agaricomycetes, Agaricales, Schizophyllaceae.
ACUCAUACCUCUCCUCCGACGCGUGAAGUUUUGAAGACGCGCGCCGGCUGAACCCCACGGCGAGAGCAGAGGAGCAAGGCGUCUGGGGACAACGCGCAGCUUGGUCUGGACGGUCAUCCUCGGUUCCAUGCAAUGGAAUGUUGCGAUGGGGCCAGUCAACCGUCCACCGACUGGGCGGAGGCGGCAGUAGCAGUCGCUUCUACACGAGGAGCGCGCUACUACACCGCACACAGCGCUCUGCACAGACGAAGACGAAGACGCAGACGAAGUUGACGCCGGCAUGCACCUCUAUCCCUCCGGCUGUCAUUAUUCCUCGGACCGCAGGCAGUACUACCCCUCUUCCUUCCCGAGACACACCUGCAGCGCACCGCUCAAGUGAAGCGGAUGCUGCGCAGGAGCGCUCGACGCCAGUACGAGGGGCUGCGAAGGCGCCGGCGCGCGAAGACACCAACCUGAUACCCCCCGGAAAGCUGGCACUCUAUAGACUGCGCCACUGGAUUUCCGACCCGCGUCACCGCGUUGCGUACACCCCAGAGCAACUCUACAACCUGUAUAAAGCCGUCAAGCACCGCGGACACCUCGCACAUCUAUCCCCUAGCCAUUUUAGCCUCUUGGCCCAUGUGUUCGGGAUGCAGACGGAUGCGAACACCGCGCUAACUUCCACGCGUCGAAUACCUGUGCUUAGGGGAUCGCAAAGCAAACCGCCAGGCGUGUACUGGGACGUCAUUCUCGAGAUCGUCAAGGACAUGGAAGAACAGGGCAAGGCGUUCAGCACAUCCGAUCUGCAUUGGGCAAUGCUCGCAUACCUCUCCUUGAUAACGAGCUCGACCAUAGAUCAUGUCCGCCACGAUGCCUUCAAGACUGCCUCGGCAUACUACGAUAGACUACGACGCGCUACCCCCGAUCCCAAGGCACACCUUCCUUACCUUCGCGCUAUAGCGACCAUCCAACGACCCUCGUCUCACCGCCAGUUAAUCGGUCGCGUCUCUUUCCUCCUCGAAACCUUUCAUACGCUUGACGACGCGCUUCUCGAUUUCAUAUGGCCCAUUGUCCUCUCCGAGCGGACGCAUUCCUCAGCUUCCGCCCAAUCUUGCAUCAUGAAAGCCCUCCGUACUCGCUUUCAGAAGAUUCGCCGCCUUCCAUCAACAGACCGCCCAGAAAGUAGGCGUAGUCAAUCGACGAACGACCUACAACCCAUUCGAUCGGCCAUCCUGCAAGUACUACAUAUCACCGAACCCACGCCCCUGCCUUCCGAGGCCGUCCGGUGGGCCCACCAAGUCGUUAGCCAGCUCUUCGACCAAGAUCUGGCAACCCGCUGGUACAUGCUCUGCCUCUUGGCCUAUAGCGUCGCCUUCGACGCGCAUUGUGGGUCGGCUCCCCUACCGCGGUAUACCGGCAAGGAAGACACCCUCGUCGUAAGCUGGCGCACCAUCUGCCUCCUGGACAUUCUCGCGCGGCAGGCCGACAUCGGCUUCCCAGCGGACGUCGACGUCGCGCGCUCGCUCAUCGCGUCCUGCUGGAUCGCCUGGGAGGCAUCCACCACCUACCCGAAAGCGGGUCACGAGCUUGUCGUCGCGCGCGCGAUCGUGGCGACGUUCCUCCGCCUCGCUGCGUGGACGAAGGACGCGAAGCUGGCCGCGCGCUGCGUCGCCUUUGCGAAGUCGAGGGCGCUCUUUCAUCUGCCGCACCUGGCUUCGGAGUCGGCGCGCGCGUCGGUUCGUGGGCUUGUGCAUGCGUUUUUGGAGGCGCGCGCGACGGCUUCGCACGCUGGGGGUUGGAGGGAUGUGCUGGCGCCGCUGGCUAAUGUUCCGGUAGAGGUGGCCUCGGACGCCGUUGGCGUGGUGAUCGAGAAGCUUCUCGCUGCUCGCGACCUCUCCGCCGCGCAUGCCCUCGUCAAUCACUGUGCAGCCAACAACAUCCCGUUGCCCCCAGAGGCUCUGUUCAUGCUUGGCGCAGCGUUGGCGCCCACUUCGCCGAAGGCGGCGAUCUCCCUUCUGCCGUCCCUACAGGACACGCCUCAGCAGACAACGCUCCUACUUGCGAUCUUGCGCGCGCUGCGACGGGGUCGGUGGGAUCGUCUCCCGCGCGACGCUGCGCGCCAGCUCUAUGCAGCAUUCCUGCAGUUGCCUAUUCCCUAUCCCGACGCCCUCCGGUACGACCUGCGCGGGUGCAUCGCGAUCCUGAUCUCCUCCAGUUGCGCGAAGGAGGGCAUGCAUCUCGUGGCACGCUUGGCCCAGUACGCACCGACGUGGAUCACGCUGCCGUUCUGUAGGCUUCUGGUCCGCUUGCUGGUUGCGAGGCGGGAGUUCAGGAUGGCGGCGGGUGUGGGAGGCUUCGCGGGGCAUGCGAGUCCGGCGGUGGGGCGCGCGCUGCGGCGGUAUGUUGUGGUCAGCCUCGAGCGCGCGUCUGCGACUCGGUUGGCGAUGCAAGUACGCGGGCGAGAUGAUGCGGACGAGGUUGAAGGCCCCCGUCAUGGUCCCGACACGGAGUUGCUACGCCUCCGUUCCGCGGGAGGUGGUAGCGACGAGUCGCGCCGGGUCAUCGCUACGCUCUUGGAAACUGGGCGCAUCAGCGCAGCUAGACGGGUGUACCGCCAGUCCCGCGACGUCCUCGACACGCACACCCGCACCCUGCUCGGCAACGCAAUCAUCGCUCGCGUGUUCUCCCGGCGUCGCGCUGUCUCGGAAUCCCGCGAAAUCGGCGCGCGUGUAAGUCAAAUCGAGGGACCUGCAAGCCAGCCUGGCGAGCACACGACCCAAGUCUCCGUCCGGCGCUCUGGAUGCGACCUCGUCCGGAACGUCGUGCGCGCGCGGGACACCCUGGUGCGCACCGCGGGCUUCGUCCCAGACGCGGUGACGACGAACUUGGUGCUGAAGGCGCUCUUGCGGUGGCGCGCGCUGGCCUCAGAGGACCUCGCGGCGUUGUACGAUCACGUCAUGCGCGGCGUUGUCGGGAGGGAGAAGCCUGUGUUCGGUGCCGACAAGGUCAUCCACGGUCGACGCGGAUCUGCGCGACGUGUUGAGAAUGAUGGCGGCGUCCUGCAAAGCAGUGUUGGAGGCGGAAGUCAAGUGCAGGAUAUCUUCGAGGUGCUAGAGCCCUUGCCCAGCGCGACGUCCUUCGCACGGCACGUCCGGCCGAUGUUGAAGAUGUUCAUCAAGGCGUUCUACCAGCGAGGGGACUGGGGUGCGGCGCGUGCGGCUUGGAGGGUGCUAAAGGCGGAGGAGGAAAAGGACAGGGCGCGACGUCGGGUUGUUGAGGUUGCGAGGGCGGCUGGGGUGCGGCGUGUUGCAAGGCUUCACGGAAGGUCGAAGGGUUCAAGCAUUAGGUAGCACGAGUGGCGUUAGCUGAGGGAAUGCCAGCGGAUGAAUCAGGCGUCAUGUUCCUUUUGAAGUUCAGCGCUCAUGCGACCAGCAAGUCGAUUGUCUCAGCUCGAUUUUGGUUUCUGAGAUCAGCUACCAUCAUUCGAGAACGAAAGCUCUAUUUCUCUGACUGUUGACUGGUACAAAUACAAAC